Molecule: messenger RNA, 915 nt
Organism: Acanthosepion pharaonis
Lineage: Eukaryota; Metazoa; Mollusca; Cephalopoda; Sepiida; Sepiidae
Source: the annotation of a GenBank genome assembly
AUGAGACACGCGUUCAAGUUUAUAUUUCCUGUGAGCAAGCGUUUAUUUCCUUGUGCGCAUGCGUGGGCAACUGCGUAUUUGUAUUAUUUGUUUGCCCGACAGUUUUUGUUUUUCUUUUCUUUUCUUCUUCGUCGUCCGUCCUCAUAUAAUCUAUCAUUAAAAGUUAAUUCUUCUAACGAACCACGUGACACUGAAAUGCGUUCAUUUUUCUCUCUUUUGAUCUUUUUCGUUUCCUUCUUUUUGCUAUUUCGUUUCCAUUCGUUCUUCCUCUCUCUCAUUCAGAAGUUCUUCAAUUAUUUCCUUGGAGUUUGGGCCAUUUUCUUUCUUUUCUUUCUUUCUUUCUUUCUUUCUUUCUUUCUUUCUUUUUCUCUUGGUACUUAUUUAAAUUCUUUCUUUUUUCUUUUUCGUUAUUCUCUUCUUAUAUGUUUCUUUCUUUCUUUCUUUCUUUCUUUCUUUCUUUCUUUCUUUAUGCGUGCUUUUUUUUCUUUCUUUCUUUCUUUCUUUCUUUCUUUCUUUCUUUCUUUCUUUCUUUCUUUCUUUCUUUCUUUCACCAUACUUGAUUUUUCACCCAAUCAUUUACCGAUUUACUCUUAUUUUUUUCAUAAAUAUCUUUUUCAUAAAUAUAGUCUUGCUCUCCCCCUCCCAUUUCUUUUUCUCGUGCUUCGUUUUCUUCUUCUUUUUCUUCUUCUUGCUUUUGUCGUUACUCCUCCUCCUCCUACUAGUACUGAUAAUAAUGAUAGUAAAAUUAAUAUUAUGCUUCCUUUCUAUUUCUUCUUUUCUUCCUCCUUUACUUCUAUUUCUUCUUUUUCACUUCUUUUGAUGUCUAUUAACAUAUAUAUUAUUGCUUUCAUUUCAUCCUUUUUCUUCUUCUUCUAUGAUUAUUAUUAUUAUUAUUAUUAUUAUUAUUAUUUGUAG